Molecule: messenger RNA, 12502 nt
Organism: Bactrocera neohumeralis
Lineage: Eukaryota; Metazoa; Arthropoda; Insecta; Diptera; Tephritidae
Gene: Efa6
Product: PH and SEC7 domain-containing protein
Exons: 15
Coding region: 1485-7112 (1875 amino acids)
Biological process (GO): regulation of ARF protein signal transduction
Molecular function (GO): protein binding; guanyl-nucleotide exchange factor activity; phospholipid binding
Source: RefSeq, a predicted model, not a curated record
UUGAAUGCGACACAAGUGUUUACUAUACGCCGCGUACGCGUACCGAAUCAGUGGUUUAAAAUCUAUAAUGUGCAAAAAUAAUAAAAAAAUACAUGACAAAUUUAAUGAGGAUUUGCUUUUUGAUACAAGUGAAAUUGAAAUAUAGUGAUUAUAACCGGAAUAUAAAUAAAAAAAUUCAAUAUAGUGGCCUUCGUGAACUGUCAGGAUAAAACGCGAAUAUCGGACCGAAAAACUUCAGCGUUGACAGCGACUGCGACGUUGCGCCGAUGUCGACUUAGGCAUAGUCGACGACGCUUCUUCAGCCAAACAGCGGACGAAGUAAAUCGACACGAACAGCGGCAAUUGGAGUAAUAGUGAAGAAGUAAACCCAUUGAAAUUUGUUGUGGAAAAUGAAUUAAAUUCAAAGUUAUUAAAUCGCAAAUAGUUUAAGUAAGUGAAGUGAAAAGGUGACGAUUUUUUCUAUGUGUGUGCAAUGUAGUUAAAUGUGUAAAAAUAAACAAAUUGGAGAAACUAUACAGUAUGUUGUACGCAGAAGCCAAAGUGCAAAGCUUCUUGGUUACACCCAGGUAAAGGCAACAUUAAAUAAUAUAAAUAAAAGAAGAGAAAAAAUAUCUUAUGACAGAAAACCCCGUAUAGUAUCUAUUAAAUUUAAAGGCCUCAAAUUACAUAUUUUCAAGUAAAACAAAAAGAACGUUUAAAGUAAACGAACAAACAAUCGACCGAGGCAAGUUUCAGCAGCUACUACGAUGCGCCAUUGCUUCAAUACAAUUCGGUGUUUGUGUUUGUUCGCCGCGAAAGAGUGCGCAGCAAACGCGGUGUAAUAUUUGGAGAAAGAGUGGAAAGCAAGAAAAGCAACAAGACGUUUAUUGGCUUUUCGCUGCCGGAUGCCUAAAUAACGUCGUCGUCGUCAACGUCGGCGACAUCAACAACGUUGCUGGCGGCAGCAGCGUCGGUGACGUCGACAGCAUUGUGACCAAGCCCAAAAAUCCAGUCAAGCACUACGAAUUCAUCAGCACGAAAUAUUAAAAGACAGAAAAGAAAGAAGAAAUAGCCAAGUUAGUUGUAGUGAAUGUUAUUGUAAAAAGUGUCUUAUUUUGUGAAGAACUUAAAUGGUGAACAAAACAAAGUAAUGAAGUAGUCGGACGACAAAGCAGGCGACAGGCAGAAAGCACAGAACAGCAGAGCACAUGAAAUUGUAAAGUUGAAUAAAAUAAUAUUAGACAUUUUUUGUCACAUAACUAUAUUUACGGAUGUCACUUUUCAUUAGUGAAUGUAAUCGAAAUUGAAAUUUCAAAGUAAUAAAGUUGAAUAACAUCAAGUAGUAGUUUAAAACGGGCGGUUUUAACCAUACAAAUCAAAUAGGCAUUGUAAUCGCACUUUGUGCAGUGGUCAACAGUCCGUAUUUGUGCACCUUCGCCAACAAAAGCAACUUGAGCAGUUGGAUUUGUAACAGCGGCAAUAGUAGCUUCAGUUGCGGCAUAAUAAUGGCCGCCGAGGAACUGAAAGUGGUUUUGCGGCGUAAUGAGCAUUCCGGUUUUGGGUUUUCGCUGUUGGGCACCACGGGACCGCCGCAUGUAAUAUAUGAAAUACACGAGAAUUCACCGGCCGCCGAUAGUGCGGUCGAAGCUGGUGAUAUUAUUUUAAAAGUAAAUGGCACUGAUGUUCAUCGAUAUACAACGAAAGAAGUUCUCAAGUGCUUAAGGCUAUCCGAUGAUUCGGUCACGUUAGAGCUGCGUCGUGAUCCCAAACUAAAAGCGCGACUCAAAGAGCAACUGGCCAAUACGAAAAAUCCCCAUUACGAAGACAUCGAACCAUCUCCGCAUAUUUAUGAUUACAAAGCAACGAGCUGUCGAUCUCCCACAACUCACCACCGCUCGUUGUCACUGCAAGACUCUUACGAACCGCCACACAACAGCAAUUCCAAUUCAUCGUCUUCGCCUGCGAUACGCUACGCCAAAUCGCCCACUCACUUGCCACACCGUCAGGGUUCGCUGCCGACGCCUGCGUUGACCAGCCAACAACAACAACCACAGGGCAAUCACAGUCGCAGUUCUUCCGCUUCAUCAGCACAGCUACAAUUUGGUGAUAUAAAUACUACUGCAGCGAGUGGUGGUGCGGGCGGCGCCACCUGUACAUCGCCCACAUCUCGUCCAUCACGUAUUCCAACGGCACUGAAAGCGCCACAAAAGCCACCCGUACAACAUUCGCCACAGCAUAAGCGACCGCGACCAUCACAAAUUCCAACAAAGGCUGGCCCGGCAGCCACCAACGGUAACACGCCAAUAAUUGCACCGACAGCCCCAGUGACCGGUGGUUGUGUGAGUGGUGGUGGUGCCCAUUUACAGCAUUCAAAUAGUUAUAGCGGGGGCAGCACACGUUUCACUCAGCAGCAGCAGCAACAGGCGGCCCUGCAGCAGAAGGAGCGUGACGCUGAGCCAAACUCGGCGCCGCCGCAGCCAGCGAAGGCGCCACGCUUUGAGGCAUACAUGAUGACUGGUGAACUGAUACUGAAUCUGUCGAGGACAUCUCAAAGUAGUAACCUACUGCCAGGGCACGCAAAAAAAAUCGACAGUUUGCGUGACUCACCACAACGUGCGGUCGUGGCUGCGCGCGCUAACGGCGCUUUGGCGCCUCGUGCUUCUGGUGAAUCUUCGCCCACAUCCUCAUCAUCGGUGGACUCGCCCACUCACACGGCCAGUUCGGAGUCAGCUCACCACCACAAAGAUCGUGGCAAGCGAAGACACCAACAACCUCAUCAUCAUUUGCUGCAGCAACAGUUGGAUAGUAUUAAUAACAGCUACAACAACAGUAACAGUGGUGGUGGCGGUGGCGCGGGCGGUGUGGGCGUAGUUAACAGCGAUCCACGCAAAGACGAUACACUGUUACUGUGCGAAGAAUUAGAGCGUGACGACGAAGAGGCAGGUGGUGACAAUAAUCGCAGACAACGAUAUCAGCAACAUCAACACUAUUCAACACGACGACACCAAUACAGUCAUUAUCAACAGCGCAGCAGUUACGAUCAUGAUGAGGUCGUUGACAUGGAGGAAAACGAGGAGGAUCAAACGCACUAUGACAUCACCAAUAUAGAAACGUACAAUAGCGGUGGUCUUGGCGCGGGCGAUGUGUGUGGCGAUGAUGACGCCAGCGAUCGUCAAUGCCUGGUAACGAACUAUGGCGACGAUGAGGACGACGAUGUCGAAGGUGAGGAUUUUGAUGCCGAAGAUGAAGACGGUUGUGGUGCCGAACAUGAAGACGAAGACUACUCAUCAAAUUCACUGACAUCGGCAUCGGCGAAACAACGUUUGCGCGCACUUAAGCAAAAAGCUGCCGCUGCACAUUACAAACAUGCACAAAGUGUGGUGCGCGCCAGAGGUGGCAUCGGCGAUGCAGUCGAUUGUGCGAACCAACAUUACGCCGGUGGCUAUCACCAUCAUCAUCAUCAUCAGCAAAAACGGCAACAGCAACGCGGUUCAGGUGGCUCGAGUUCUUCAUCGGCGACGGUGAAGAGCGACGGCUUAACUGGCAUAAACACCUCACCCGAUGAAACUUCAUUCUCCGUGCCCACCUCACCGAUUUCGCUGUCUACGCCAUUAAUUGACAAGGACACGGCGAAUUCAGUCCCCACCAGCCCAGAACCAACAAGCCUGGGUGCAGUAGGUGGGGGAGUUGUUGUCCACGAUGUUGUGGUGCGGCGACACAAUGGUGUCGUACGUACAUGUGAUUCCGCUGGAUUCCGUACCAGUAAGUCUGAGGAUCACCUGCAGCAGGUGCAGCGUGAAGGCAUGGCUGCAGUGAUACCGAUCGAUAUUGAUGAGGAUGUGAAUAGUUCGCUGAAUACGCUGCUCGAUACGAGGCAUGACUCGGAAGAUUCGCAGCCAUCUACUACUACUAUAACUCUAAUGAAACACCCAAACAAAGCAACAAUGAAAACAGCAACCAGACGUGUUUCCACAUUUUCUCCAUUCACCACUUCUCCGUCAUCUGUUUCUGCCUCCGCAACAUCCACAUCGUCAUCAACAUCAUCAUCAUCGUCGACGGCAUUAAAAACAGCUAUAUUAAAUGCGGCAGCAGCUGCAGCAACCGCAUCAGCGACUGCUUCUUCAUCGCCCUCAUCCUCGCCAACACUCUUACCAUCCUCACCAGAGUCGACGCUAAUCAGUCAACGUGAUAUCUUUAAUAGGCGACGGCGCAAAGUGCGUAUGAGCGUCCCACGAAUUGUUUUGGAUGUGUCAGCAGCGGCAGUAACUCCAACAAUGGAAGAAAGUGGCUGCCACAAUAAUAACAAUAACAACAAUAAUAAUUGUAAUAAUUUCAAUACUAGUACACCAACAACAAAUGAUAUUGCCACUAAUAACUUGAAUACGAUCAGUACUAAUAUGACAGCUCGUGAUGCUAAUGGAGCAACAACACUAACAACUACUAAUACUACAGUUACAAAAACUGCAUGCACUAUGACAAUAAUAAAAACGGCUAUAACAACAAUAACCACAAACAAUUCAACAGCUGAAUAUGCUAAUAAAAAGGGUUCCAAUCGUGAUCGCAUUGUUUGGACUUAUAACGCACCGCUGGCGCCACACCAAAUACAACAAUUACAGCAGCAGCAACAACUGCAGCAACAGCAACAACAGUAUUCGAGUACACACUAUGGCGGUGGCGGUGGCCACAACAAUUCAUCACCGAAUUCGCAGUCGCAGUCACAUUCGCACUCACACUCGCAUUCGCACUCGCAUUCGAGUUCAAUAAGUUCAUCGCCACAACAUUCGGCUGGUAGUCCGGCCUCACCGACAUCUGUAUCCAGUUCGGUGAUGUCAUCGUCCGGUUCGAAGGGUGCGCUGGGCAUUGGUGGUGCGUAUGCGUUGAAUAGCAACAACAAUGGCGGUCAUCAUCAACAGCAGCAGCAACAACAACUACAGUUGACAGCAAAUGCCGCUAAUGGUGGCACCAGCGGCGGCACCAGUGCAACAACAGCCACAACAGCUUUACAAACGGGUUUGUUACAUUGUCCUACUGGUAGUGGUAAUGGUAAUGGUAGUGGUGGUGGCGGCGGUAGUGGUGGUAAUGGUGGUGGUGGUAAUAAUAGUCUUGCAGGUGGCGCCGGUUACGAUCAUAGCGUCUCCGAAGCCAUCUCGAAUAUUUCUAGUCCCGACUAUCAGGACGAUGAUAAUUUAUUGAGUUCUCGCGAUCUUGCAGGCGGCAUGGUACUUAGCGAUCCCAGCGAUUCCGAUUCUACGAUACUCGUAUCCGACACGGCGGCAGCGAGGCAAAAGCAACAGCAAAAUCAACAAUUGCAACUACAAGCACAAGCGCUACACCAACAGCAACUGCAACAACAACAGAAAAUGAUUGGUGGUGGCCAACAAGGAAACUCCGAACAGCAUAAACUAGUGAUACAGGUGCGUGGCAUCGAUAAUAGUAAUAGUGCCUCAGCACGUACGGGCUACUCGGAAGUGAAAGACUCCGAAGAUGAAUUGGCCACGUUGACGGAGGAGCCAUUAAAUAGUGCAUUGACGGCGGCAUGCGGUGAUGGCGGCGGCACAGGACGCGAUUCAUCGCCGCCCGUUUCGGAUGAUGGCAGCGAUGUGGAGUCACUACAUUCCUACCAUUACUCACCAAAGGCCGUGGAUAUGCCAUCGGCAAUACGGCUGGCCAAAAGACUGUACUCACUGGAUGGUUUCAAGAAGAGCGACGUGUCGCGUCAUCUCAGUAAAAACAACGACUUCAGCCGCGCUGUCGCCGAUGAAUACCUAAAGUAUUUUAACUUCGAAAAGAAAACGCUUGAUCAAUCGUUACGUGAAUUUCUGCAACAAUUCUCGCUGUCGGGUGAGACACAAGAGCGCGAACGUGUGCUGGUACAUUUUUCUAAACGCUUUUUAGACUGCAACCCAGGCACGUUCAAUUCACAAGACGCUGUACAUACUUUAACUUGCGCCAUUAUGCUGUUAAACACCGAUCUGCAUGGCCAGAAUAUCGGACGGAAGAUGACUUGCGCGGAGUUCAUUGAAAAUCUGGCCGAGCUUAACGAUGGUGAAAAUUUCCCCAAAGAUGUUUUGAAGUAUUUAUAUCAGGCCAUUAAAACACAACCGCUUGAGUGGGCGCUCGAUGAUGAUGCCACUGAAUUGCAAAAGCAACGCGGAGACAAUAAUGUCGGCAACAGCACAAGCAACAGCCUUAUCGGUCAAAAUCCCUUCUUAGACAUACCGGAAUCGUCGACGGCGAUUGAAUACAAGAAGGGCUAUGUGAUGCGCAAAUGCUGUUACGAUGCCAACUACAAGAAAACGCCAUUCGGUAAACGUUCCUGGAAGAUGUUUUACUGCACGCUGCGUGAUCUAGUACUCUUUCUGCACAAAGACGAGCAUGGCUUCCGUAAGAGUCAGAUGUCUGAUAAUCUGCACAACGCUAUACGCAUCCACCAUGCUCUAGCCACGAAGGCUACCGAUUAUACGAAAAAGCAGCAUGUUUUCCGUUUGCAAACCGCCGAUCAGGCAGAGUAUUUAUUCCAGACCAGUGAUUCCAAAGAGCUACAAUCGUGGGUAGAGACGAUAAAUUUCGUUUGUGCCGCAUACUCAGCGCCACCACUGGAGGGUGGUGUGGGCAGCCAAAAACGUUUUCAGCGCCCACUGCUGCCUAGCACGCAUACAAAGUAUUUGAUGAAAGAGCAAUUAGAAUCGCACGAGCAACAAUUGGCGCAAUUAGAGGCAGCACUCGCUGAACAUAAGAAGGGACCUGUACCGAAUAAAGGAUUGCCACUACAGAACUACAAAGAAAAGGAGAGUUACUUGCAAUAUGAGCUACGCCGCUAUCGCGCUUAUGUGUCAAUUUUAGCUGCUAAACUGCUUUCCGAUCAACAGCAGUUGGAUGCUGCACAGCAGCAACAAUUAACGAACAACGAAGAAUUAGAUACAUUCUCAACGAGUGGAGUUGGAGGAGUCGGACCAGCUGUGAUUGGUGCGCGGCCACAACAGUCGCCACCAGCGUAUCCGCAACAAUUACAAUUACAACAACCAACUGCACAGUCACCAACAGCACAACAACAACAGGCACAGCCGCAACAACAGCAAACUACUAACAGAUGGCUAUGUGGCUGCGGCUGGUGGUCGUUGCUGUUUUGCUAAAACCCAAACCAACCAAUAUUGAGAAGAAAGUAUCCUUACUACAUUUACAACAAUAAAUAUAGACUGUAAUCCCCUCUCUACAAAAUGCUAACACUUCCUCCACAAUCAUAAACUCCACGACCACCAACAAUAUCGACAUCAAACCUCUCCAAACAAAAAUCAACACCUCAACCUAAUCCUCCUGUAUCCUCAAAAAGUGUGCGCGUAAGGCAAUGCUAAAAUACAUACAUACAUAUAUACUCCUAUUCAGUAAUAGUGGUCACGCACAUUCGUUCCAAAAUUUUUAUAUUUGAGAAAAAAAGCGAUAUUGCUUAAGUUUUAUUGCAAAUACUUUUACGCACUGCGGUGUUGAAGCGCACAUUGAAGAACUAAACGCUACAGUGCAGGUAAAAAAUAUAACGGUUGUUUAAGAAAUUUGCUUUCUUGAUCUUUUUUUUAUACUUGCUGUGCUACUCAACAUUUUUAUGUUUUAUAAACAUUUUUUUACAUUUUAUUAGGCUGUUAGACUUUUAGAAUUAGUGUAAAGUUGUUUACCCUUUUAUAAAUACACAUAUAAGUCCAAUUACUUGUAUAUAAGCAUAAAUACAUAUAUGAAAUCGAUAAAUUAGGUAUACAGUUUAUUACAACUUAUUAUUAGCGUUUUUUACACCUUUUUGUUUAAGUUACACGGUUUUCUGAAAAAACAUUUUUUUUAUUUUCUAGAUAUGUAAAACUGUUUUUAUAGCUUUUUUUUUAAUAUUUGAAAACUUUAGAUAAUUUUGAAAGCAUUAUUUUGGAUAAAAAAAAAUUAUUUAUAGCUAAUUUCCACUAGCAGAGCCUUUAUUGUAAAUUUUUAUGUUUACAAUGAAUCGUGCUUGUUAUUAAAAUAUAAUAUUAAACAGUUUACUUAAAACAAUUAUUAAUUUAGCUAGAUAACCAAAAUAAAAAUAUUUUUAGCAAGAAAUUACAAAAAAUUGUAUAAGCAUUUAAAUAUUUUUAUUUAAUUUUAUUUAUUUAAAUGCUUAAAAAAUGUGUGCUUAAAUUAUUUUCUUUUAUUAUUUUUAAAAUUCGGUAAGAAUAGGCUGAUUAGUUACAAAGAAAAUUUUAAGUAAACUUAUUUCAAUGUUAUACAAUUAUCUUAGUUUUUAUGCAAUUGCAAUUAUUUAAAUAUUCGAAAAAUUAAAAUAACCUAUAUUUACUUACUUUGCAUAUACAUAAAUGUCAUACGAACUGUAAAUGUAAAACGUAGCUCUUCAGUUUCGUUUAAUCUUUUCCCUGUUAACAGUACUUUAUUAGUUACAAAUAAUGCUUUCCUUUAGUUGUAAGCCGAUUUUAUUGAUAUAUUUUAUUAUAAAAACAUACUUAUUAAUAUUUACAUAUAAACAUCACACAUUUAAUUAUUUUUUAACAUAUUUUCCUCUUUGGUUCUUUUUCAUAUACUUAUGCAAUUACAGAAAGAAAGAGAAGAAGAAAUGAAGGACAUACGAAAUGUAGCAACUCGAACAAAAAAGAGUCUUGUACAGAAAUGAAUUUACAAAAUACAAACACACACAAAACACGAAGCACGACAUUCAAUGAGGAUGAGCAUAAGAAAGCAAAAUAUAAGAAUAAUUUCUUAAAAGCUAAAACCAUUAUUGCAUAUAAAAUUCAAUCAAAUUGAAUUGCGAUUUCGUUAGUAUGUAAAAGAUGUUGUUUAGACGAAGAAUAUAAAUCAAGAAGAGAGUAAAAAACUUAUUGGUAAGUAAAAAGUUUAGAAAGAAUAACGAAAAACACAUUUGUGUCUCAACAAAAACUUGUUUAAUGCAUAAUUUGAGAAGAGUUAGUAAAAGGAAAGUUAAAAACUUAUAUUUUAAAGUUAAGUCGACGACAAUGUGGCGCAAAUAUUUCUUUUUUGAAACUGAUUCGCUAAAAAAAUCAAUUAUCGACGCAGACCAAAAUGUAAAACUAUACAAAAAAAAUUUUCGGUCGAUGCUUAGUAGGCUAUAACAAUCUGCCAAACAUCUUUCAAGUUAGUGAUGAAAACUGUUAAUCGUUUAAGUAAAGUGCUCCCUGAAAAUAAAUAAAACAUCGCAAACGGUAUCGAAAUGGAUUGAAAUUUGCUUUUCCUCCGAUACAAUCGACCUUAGUUUCAAACGCUUUUAUACAGCUUGUAGCUUUAGCCAACAGUCUUUGUAUUAUUUUCGUAAACUUUUUUUUUAUUGUUGCAACAUCAUAAAUUACGUGAAGUGAUGGUCUCACUAGCUUUCGUCAAACAUACACUAUAUUUAUUCAGUUUCUUAUGGAAAGCUGCAACAUUUUUUAAUAUAUGUAUCUAUUAUUAACAUUGCAUUAUGCAUCAAACUUACUUUCGAAUUCUUUUUUUUUAUACUAUUCUUUUUAAAUUCAACUUUUAACCGAUUUUUUUCCGUUUAUUAUUUCAGCUGAUUUUUCAUUUCCACUUCCUUCGCAUUCAAACACACACCAGCAUAUAUUACCCGUACCCGCACCCAUACUCGUACUCGUACUCGCACAUGCAUCUGCAUUAAUGUCCUGAAAAAUGUCUUCAAGCCGUUUUGUCCACAGGCAACAAAGGCAACAGUCUCGUCGCUUUGUGAAUAGAAACGAACAACAAAACUAUACACACACCUGCUAAAGAUAUAAAUAUAUGUACACUAAAAAAUGCUAACUUUAGAAUGCCACGUAUCAAUAGUUUGUGUGUACAUGUGUGUGUGCGCUUUCCUCUUACAAUUGUAUGAUCGUUUGUACAGUAUCUGCCAAUAGUUGUGAAACGAACAAAUUUUGACACUCGGUUGGCCUCGUCGUCAUCCUCGUUCAUACGAUAUGCAUGCAUACAAACAUAUGUGAAAAACACUAUUACAAUUAAUUUAUUUUACUAUAUGUAUUUACUUAUAAUAUCUAUGUAUGGAAAUGUAUGCUGCUAAUUACUAAAAAAAAGAAGAAGAAGAGCGGGCGAAAAAAUAAAUAUAAUUUAUGGCAUUGUGAAUUUAAUUACGAAAACAUACACAUACAAAUAUGCUAGAAGAGGAGAUAUGAAAGCAGCGAAACAAACAAGAAAAUAACACAAAAGCAAAAUUACGCUAUUUGUCGUAUUUAUAUUAUGUAAUAUUAUAUACAUAUUUACGCUAUUUUAGAUUUAUUUAUACAUACAAAAAUUAUAUAUACAUACAUAACUACUUUCGAAAAGGCAAAACAAAAACAAAAAAAAUUUGCUAAGAGUUGAAAACAUAAAAAACAAUUAUCUUUUAAAGAAUAUCAUUAUGAAUGAUAGAAAACCCAUUAAAAAUUAAGCGAUCACUUGAAAGAGUUUCGAAAACAAUUACAUUUAUUUAUUUUUGUGUUUAUGUAAUAAUAAAAAAUUUACAUAGGCAGUAGCGGCAAGACAAAAUUGCGGUUAAAAAUAAUAAAUGGAAAAAUGUUCGAUAAUCUCAGCCAUGGGCAGGCGAAACAUAAAUAUAUUUCAUGCAAACACAAAAACAAAAGAAAAAAAUUGCAUCUAUAUGUGAAGUACACUUAAAAUUACUUAUUAUUCAUACAACAGUAGUCUACUUUUAGGCGCUUACUACUUGCAUUUCAAAUGUUGUCCAGUUUUGUGAGCGCACUUUAUUGAGAUUUCAUUUCUUAUUUAUUAAUAAAACUCAAUAUUAUUGCUGAACUGAAUUAUGUGAAUAUUUCGAUAUUCCCAACACUCUCUUCAUUUUAUUUCUAUAUUAUAAUAUUGCAUAUGCAAGAAAGUUUUGGUAUGCACGAAAAAUAUGCAUUCGUAAUUUAAUAAAUUCUUGUUUCAGAUUUUUGAUUUUUAAAAUUAUUAUUUUUUGUACUUCGUUAAAAAAUAAUAUUAAAAGAAAAGAAGAUAUGUUCAUUUCUACAUAUGUAUUGUAUUGAGUACUUUACUGUAUUAAAAUAAUAACGUUAAUUCCACAAACAGAAUUCCUUAAUUAAUUUAAAAUAUUAAAUUUGCUUUGUUGAAACAAUUUUUGGUUUUGUGUAUGAAACACUCAUUUGUUCAUCGUAAACAAUUAGUUUAUGUUGUCGCUUUUUGUUUCACGUUUUCUUUUUUCUGUUUACGAAGUUAAUGCCGUCUGCAUUGUUUUUUAAUUGUUCGUUCGUUCAGUUUAUCGCUUAAUUGCCUUAAUUUAUUGUAUUAUUCAUAAUUUAUAAACUUAUAUUUUAUAUAUACAUAUAUAUUACUUGCAUAUAAUAAAAUACAUUUAAACAUACAUACAUAUAUGUCCACGUCUGUAGUUAGGAUAUUAAAAUUGAAGUAAAGUAAACUUAAAGAGCUAAACGAAAAAAAAAAACGAAAAUAUAAAAUAAAUAAAAUAACAAUUCAAAAGAAGAAAAAAGCCUUUAACUUAUAACGGUACACCGCUUGCAAUACUUCGUAGUUUUUUAGGUUCACUCAAAUCGGAUUUUAAAUAUCCUGAUUUUAUGCGAGGCGUUUUAAAGUUUCCGUUCUUUUUGUUGCUGUUGCGCUCUUAAUGUUGGGAUAGGUUCACUUUGGUGCAAACAUCUCAGGCAGAAUUAAAUCCAGUUAAAUUUUAAGUGUUCUAGAAGUUUGUGUGUUUAUUUCUUCCGCUUUACAUCUUGGUGUUAAAGUUAAUUUUACGGAUUACAGUUUGAUUGUCUUUGUUCUAUGAGUUUAAAAAUAUUUUUGAUUAUUUAAGGAGGAAGGGAAAUAGGGUUAAGAGUUGUGAUAAAGAGCUGAAUGUAUAGUAACUGCUUUCAUUCCAGCAAAAGCCAUUGUUACACACUAUUAGUUCUUUUGUUAGGUUGCUGUAGACAUUGAUAUUUAAACGUGUUUCGCCUCCAUAUGGAAACCCCACUGCUUAUCGAGUACCAACCGCCAAGUUUUCAUCAAAACUCUACACUUUAAAUUUCAUAAAUUUUUUCAUAAAUUCUUUUAUCUUUUUAAAAGAGGAAUGUUGAAUUAUGUACAAUUAUUAAAACGUUUUACAUUAUUUAAAUCAAGCUACACAUUAAAUGAACCUUUAUUUUUUUAAUUGCAUUAAAAUUACUAUAAUUGUCUUAAUUAAAUAAUUGUUAUACAAAUUCAAAAAAAAAAAUUAACAUUGAGAUUGACUUUUGUAAUAAUUUCCAAUUAUAUGUAAGACACUGAUUUUCUAUGCUGCCAAUAAUUGCAACUAAUUAUCGCUUUAAUUCGAUGUAUUUGAUUUUCCUUAUAAUAUGAAAGCGAAAAAAAUAUAAAAACAUGUGAGCUGAAACUGAAGAUAAGGGAUGAUAUACAAAACAAAAGUGAAACUAAAAAAAACACAUGAAUAUACAUAAAUGCUUUAAUAUUUAAGCAAUUUAAUAAAUAUAGAAUUGAAUAAUGCAACAAAGUGUUAUAUAACAAAUAAAAUAAAUGAGCGAAAUAGAAACUUUGAAAUAAAAACUUCCAAAAUUAAUAAAUA